AUGCAUUCUCCUAGGAAAUGCUGUGUUUGUCGUGAAAAUCUUCGUGAUCAUGCAGUGAAAAUUACAUCUCAGGAUAGAGAUUUUAUAUUUUUUUCACGUAAUAUUUGGAUACCAGAAGGGGCACGAUGUUGCUCAAGCCAUUUAAUUAAUCAUCUAUUAUCGAAAGAAGCUGUUGAUCAGAUUAAACCUUUCUCAAUGCGAUAUCAAGAAUUAAGCUCUUCGGAUGUUCAACUUCUUUUAAGCAAAGCUCAGAACUUAUUUGAAAAUGGCAAGAAAAGAUUUAAUUUCGAUGACCCAAGAGAUCUUAAUGAUGAUGAAUAUCGUUUAUUAACUAGCCUCUCAAGAGACCACUUUACUGAUUUUGUUCAAAUCACUUCUUCAUCUACUAUUCGCCCCUCGUGCAAUCGAUCGAUGAGAACUGCGGUCGGCAUUUAUUUAUGUAAACUUCGUCUUGGUAUUUCAAAUAGACUAUUAGCUUGCAUCUUUCAAAUAACCGACAAACAGACAGUGUCUCGAAGUAUAAAUAGUGCGCGUCAAGCUAUUGUAAAGAGUUUUGCACCAGAUAAUUUAGAUUUUGGACAUGUUACUCGUCAAGAUGUUAUUGCUCGCCAUACCACAACAAUUGCUCGAGAACUAAUGUGUGCUGGUGACAGUACUGAUACAGCAAUAAUUAGUAUUGAUGGAACGUAUCUUUAUAGUCAGAAAUCUCGAAAUAAUGAAUUUCAAAGAAAGGCUUUUAACUUAUAUAAGAAAAGAUCCUUAUUAAAGCCAAUGAUGAUUGUAACAAUUACAGGUUAUAUCGUGACUUGUAUCGGACCUUUUAUGUCUGAUUUUAACAAGGAUGACGCUGCGAUAAUAAAAGAUAUUUUACUUCGCAGUACCGAUAACAUUUUAAGUUGGCUGAAAGAACAUGACAUACUGGUGGUUGGUAGGGAGUUUAGAGACUCUAUCAGUGUCAUGAAAGCUCUUGGGUUGGAGGCUACUAUGCCAUCAUUCUUCGAUGGCAGACGUCAAUUUUCAGCCGAAGACGCUAAUGAAUCAGGAUGCAUCACAAAAAUACGCUGGGUCGUGGAAGCCGCUAAACGUCGUCUCAAACAAUUUAAGUACUUUGCGAAUCCCAUUCAAAACGCGUCCCUAGUGUACUUAGAAUCUGAUAUGUCAAUUACUUGCGCUCUCAUCAAUCAUUAUCAACCACCUAAGACAAGAUCUAAACUGGAAGAUGAAGAGAUAGGUGUACAAAUAAUACAAUUACGCCAACAAAAAAAAAUAUAA
Molecule: messenger RNA, 1272 nt
Organism: Rotaria socialis
Lineage: Eukaryota; Metazoa; Rotifera; Eurotatoria; Philodinida; Philodinidae
Source: the annotation of a GenBank genome assembly